AUGGAAGUGCCAUCAUUCGUUGGCAAAGCAUGCCUUAAACUUAAAGGAUUAUGUGUCAAUGUAUGGACAGCUACAUUGGCCACAUGUCAGGAACGAGAGGAUUUCGAUGAGAAAGUGCCACCCAGAGCGUUUCGCAGGAGGUGGUAUUCAAUUUCGUUCGUAUCUAUCCCGAAAAAGGCAACAUAA
Messenger RNA from Caenorhabditis briggsae, 186 nucleotides. The transcript has 2 exons. The coding region runs from base 1 to 186 and encodes 61 amino acids. Lineage: Eukaryota; Metazoa; Nematoda; Chromadorea; Rhabditida; Rhabditidae. The record is from RefSeq and is a predicted model, not a curated record.